UUUAUUAAACAAGAAGUUUCUAUCUUUUGUCGAGACACUUGUUGUACUUUUCUCUCCUUCAUGUGUAAAAUAAGAAAAUCACAGGAAACACGAGUGCCACGUCGGAAGAACUUAGCCUAAAAAUUUCACAUCAAGUUACACGCACAAUUUCGUUGAAACAUCAUUUGAAAGAUGCUUUCACCGGUGAGUAAGACGUUGCUACAUUUUUUAAUUCAAAUCUCUGUGCUCUGAAAAGAACUCCUCGUCCAAGAGAAUAAUAACAAACAUUGUGUUAUUCAAAAUGUUGCCGACGUGAAGAAGCACAUUAAGAAAAUUAUAGAAUAAAUAAAUUUUCUUAUGAUGACGAAGGAACUAGCAGCGAGGAUAGCAGCAGCGGGCAGGAAGGCAAGGCAAGAAGCGAGACAACGUGAGGCUGAGGAACGUGCUAAAAUGUUGAGAAAGCAAGCUGUUAUGCGAGAGAUCGAGCUCGGUGCUUUAAAUACAAAACGUUAUCGCACGUUAUGGCGAGAGAUGAUGAUGAGGAUCAAAAUGCCGCAAAUAACCGCGGAUGUGGAAAUCGCGUGGCGCAACUUCGAGCGAGCUGUUGACAUCAAGGAUUACAGGAUAAGCUUCUUAAUGGAUGCGUUGUACGAGGCCGAGGAGCAGUAUCAGAGGAACGUGAGGUCACACGCCGAGAUUAUAGAUCGACUGUUGGAGAAAUGCAGGAAGAGAAUGCAGCGCGAGGAGCGGGAGUACCAAAGAAUCUUGGCCGAGGCGGUCAGUCAGGCGGACGCCAAAGUCGCCAAAAUCAAUCAUCAGUGGAACGAAGACGAGAUCUUCCUAGAGUCGAUCACUCGCGGCAUUGAGCGACAGCGAGAGGGGUCAUUGGACAACAUCAAAAGCAUUACACUCAGUAAUGUUAUCAAUCUCACACUACUACACUUUUUAUGCCUUAAAAUUCCCACCUGUGCGUUGUUCGGUUUUACAUUUAUUUUUACACGUGUUGCAGAUUGGAAAUCGCAAUUCGAAAUCGGGGUAAUACAUAUGAUGACUAUAAUUGCAGUCGAUGCGAAUAACUUGAUUAUCACUAUAAGCACCAAGUCAGAUCGCAUCGUCAAUUCGAAAAGCAUUUACCAUUUUUUCUAUUUAGCCAACAUUUUCGCUAACUCGUCUUUUCCACGCUUAUCGGUCGAAACUCGUCACUCGUCAGGAACAAAGGAUCGCCGGAAAUGUUACGAGACGCUCAAAGAGAAGGAUGAGAAAGAUCGGAAAGUGAUAGCGCAGCAAUUAACGCGCACGGCGAACUUCUUCGAAGAGAUACGAAAUCUUCGGGGCAAGAUAGCGACGUAUGACGCCGCAGCUGAGAAGGACAUUUCCGAGAUCCGAACGGAGCACGAUUUCUUCCAAAACACUUACUGGGCUAUGAAGAAUCGUUCGCUCUCAGGUGAACAAUCGCCGCAAGGUCUCUCAGUUCGUUCAUUGGCUACGUUCAGCAGAAAAAGCAGCUUUGCAACUGUUGCAAAAUUCGUCAGUACGAUUGGCCCCGAAAUUGGGACUCGACCCGUAAAUGGGACCGUUACCUUAAACGAUUCUUUAUUGAAGGAAACGCAAAAUGAUCAUUUAGAGCAAACGAAGGAUCAAGAUCAGUUGAAGAUCAUGACGAUGGAAUAUAAUAAGGUGAUGAGACGUUUAGGACAACUCGUAACCAAAGGCAAACGGCUGCUCACAUUGAUGCAAAUCUGUCGUAAGUACGAGACGCAAGAAGAAAAGGUAGUUCCGUUCGGCUAUUGCACGCAGGUGGAAGACUCGUCAACGUUCUCUUCGCAGCAAGCCUCCGUUUCAGACUUGGACGUGGCUCAUCAGGUUAUUUGAUUUUUGCAAAUACGCGAUGAAAAUAUCAUGGAAAAU
Messenger RNA from Dinoponera quadriceps, 1887 nucleotides. RefSeq lists its product as uncharacterized. Gene Ontology annotation, biological process: axonemal dynein complex assembly; cilium-dependent cell motility; regulation of cilium movement. The record is from RefSeq and is a predicted model, not a curated record. NCBI's taxonomy places the organism in Eukaryota, Metazoa, Arthropoda, Insecta, Hymenoptera, Formicidae. Gene Ontology annotation, cellular component: axoneme; axonemal dynein complex. The transcript is spliced from 6 exons. The coding region runs from base 337 to 1851 and encodes 504 amino acids.